GACUUACCGAAACAAAGUUUAUCAGUUGGGCUGAUGAAAAAAAAUCUGCUAUAGAUUCUGUUGGAAUGCUGCUACCGAACAUCGAAGCUAAGAUAAUAGCAGAAGAUGGGCGAGAAAUGGGUUAUGAUGAUCCCGGAGAACUUUGCGUUCGAGGGCCUAGUGUAAUGAAGGGAUAUCUAAACGAUGAAUGUACAACCAAUAAAGCAUUUGAUAAAGAUGGAUUUUUAUAUAUGGGCGAUGUCGCUGUUAUGAAUAAACAAGGAAAUUUAGAUAUAACUGAUCGUCUUAAAGAAUUAAUUAAAUACACGGGUUUUCAGAUCGCACCUGCAGAGCUAGAAGAAAUUAUAAUUUCUCGUCCUGCAGUAUUAGAUGCUGCCGUGUUGGCGUUAACU
Acaulospora morrowiae is the source of this 392-nucleotide messenger RNA. NCBI's taxonomy places the organism in Eukaryota, Fungi, Glomeromycota, Glomeromycetes, Diversisporales, Acaulosporaceae. The record is from the annotation of a GenBank genome assembly.